CUCUCUCUCUCUCUCUCCACGGGUAUGCAACUGACUGCCGGAUGCAUGCAGCAAAAACUGACCCGUCUGACUGUUCGCGCAUGGGGGCUAGGUUUUGGAUCUCACAUUUUACUUGACCCAACCUGGCUUUCUACAAACCUACAAUCAACUGACUCCGAGUCAGUAUGCAGGACUUUGACUCUCGUGUUCAUUUUCGCUGUCAUAGAACGUCGGGGUAAAAAAUUCCACAAGAUUUAAACAGAAAAAAAGGAGUGCUUCCUCCCCACUCCUCCGCUUACUCCCACUUCAUCUCUUCAGCACCCCCCUAAAAGUAGUGGAUACAGCAAAGCAACCCUUCGUCUUGAGACGCACGGGAAAAGAUGCCUUCCGAGCCACUUUUCCAGCCACCUCCGACCACCCUCCUCCAACCCAGUUCGAGCUCGGUCACGAAUGACGAUGUUUGGGUUGGAGCGGGUCCACCCAGUAUGCCCAGAUCGGACUUGACAGCGAUCCCUGAGCAGGACCGGGAACUUGGAUCGACACCAGCAGCCGAUGGUUUCUCGACGAAUACCAAUAAUGGCACUCGCACGCAUACUCGUAACCGGUCCAGUGUGGAUGGCACCAAGUACAAGGACGGGCAAUGGUCGCCGCAGAACGAGAAGAUCGUGCUCGGUCCCUAUGAUUAUAUGCUUCAGCACCCGGGCAAGGACAUUCGCCGACAGCUCAUCAACGCCUUCAAUGUAUGGCUGAAUGUUCCCCCGGAGAGUCUGACGAUCAUCACCAAGGUGGUGGCCAUGCUGCACACUGCCUCUUUACUGAUUGACGAUGUCGAAGACAACUCAGUCCUCCGUCGCGGGAUCCCCGUGGCCCACAACAUCUACGGCACCGCGCAGACGAUCAACUCGGCCAACUACGUGUACUUCCUCGCGCUGCAGGAGGUGCAGAAACUGCACAACCCGGCCGCCAUCGACAUAUAUGUGCAGGAGCUGCUGAACCUGCACCGCGGCCAGGGCAUGGACCUGUUCUGGCGGGAGACGCUAACCUGCCCGACCGAGGAGGAGUACCUGGAGAUGGUCGGCAACAAGACGGGCGGGCUGUUCCGGCUGGCCGUGAAGCUGAUGCAGGCCGAGAGCGGCGCCGGCAAGGACUGCGUGAGUUUGGUCAACGUCAUGGGUCUGGUCUUUCAGAUCUGCGACGAUUACCUGAACCUGUCCAGCGGCACCUACACCAAGAACAAGGGCCUCUGCGAGGACCUCACGGAGGGCAAGUUCUCGUUCCCGAUCAUCCACAGCAUCCGCGCCAGACCCGGGGACCACCAGCUGCUCAGCAUCCUCAAGCAGAAGACCACCGACGAGGAGGUCAAGCGCUACGCGGUGACGUACAUGGAGCAGACCGGCAGUUUUGCGCACACGCGGGACGUCGUCCGCGAACUGCGGGAUAAGGCAUUGGCGCUCAUCACGGAGAUCGAUGGCAACGGGGCCUGCGACGAUGGCGCGAUGGUUCGUGCGAUUCUCAACAAGAUCACAGAAUCCACGCUAGGGAAGCCUCAAGAGUAGCGGAACUCGCCAACUUUUUUUUGCAUAGCAAAACCCGACAUGCACUUCAGCCCGUCGAAUUAGACGACGUACCUCUGACACAUGUGGUGGUUCAAACAAGAGUGAUAAUGGAAGAAACAUGCAUGAUCUUUCCUAAGUAGCAGUGCUGAAUCAGAAAUUGCACACGUGAUAAACAUUUCUUUACGAAGAGUGUCUUUGUCUGCUGCCUGCAAGAGUAUGGAACAGGGUAGUUGUAUGAAAGAAAUCAGGGCGACUCCUUACCCCGCUCCCCCGACACAGGAGAAUAACAAAUAUCCAACAACAAUCCA
Aspergillus uvarum CBS 121591 is the source of this 1843-nucleotide messenger RNA. RefSeq names its product FPP/GGPP synthase family protein. Lineage: Eukaryota; Fungi; Ascomycota; Eurotiomycetes; Eurotiales; Aspergillaceae. The transcript has 2 exons. The record is from RefSeq and is a predicted model, not a curated record. Gene Ontology annotation, biological process: isoprenoid biosynthetic process. Gene Ontology annotation, molecular function: prenyltransferase activity. The coding region runs from base 360 to 1535 and encodes 391 amino acids.